AUGGCUGAUAGAAAAAUAAAAGGAAAGUCUGUGACUUAUGCACAGAAGGAAGCUCUUGUCGAAUUCUUAGAGAACAAUGUACAACUAAAAAAAGGUAAAUUCAACUCACAAUUUACCCACAAAAAUGCUCAACAACUUUGGGAACAAAUAGCUUCAAAUUUAAACUCCAUGAUUGGUGCAAAUAAAACGGCAGAUAAGUGGAGAAAGUGUUGGACUGACAUGAAAUGUAAUGCAAAAACAAAGAGCGUUGAUCUAAAAAAAAAUUUAAGAAAAACUGGGGGAGGAAGUGGAAAAACAGAUGAAUUAGAAUUAGCUCCAUUAGAAGAAAAAAUUGCUACUUUAAUUGGAGAUGUCCCCAUUUUUGGCCACCCUAAUACAGUGGAACCUUCAAUUACUUUUGAGGGAUAUGAAAUUGUUAUGGAUACUACUGAUAAUAUUUUGCUAUAA
Molecule: messenger RNA, 447 nt
Organism: Macrosiphum euphorbiae (potato aphid)
Lineage: Eukaryota; Metazoa; Arthropoda; Insecta; Hemiptera; Aphididae
Source: the annotation of a GenBank genome assembly